UUGAACAUUCGAGCCACUCAAGUGGCCAGCUAAUGUGCCUGAACGAGCCGCGACGCAACUCAAGUACCGGUACAGCUCGACCGUGGCUGGAGCCCUGAACUGCACUGCUAGGGCUGUUGGUGUCAUCGCAGCCCAACACUGACAAAAAAGGGCAUCUGCGUAAGAAAUAACACGGCCGUCCUAUGAGCAAACGCAGGCUGUCCGGCUCGCAAGGCCGCAAUGAAGAGCAAUCACCCCCGCCGGGCAAGCAACUGUCAACUAGGACAGCCGAGUCACCACUGGUCUCGAAGCGGAGCCGCCACGAGGCCGGCUGUUCCUCAGCCUCAACGCCCAGUGAGGGCUCCGCGAAAAGGCUGUGUUCGGAGCAGGAAGUUGGCAGUGACAAACCCAAGACGCCUCGGACGUGGCUGCUAUCCAAGGCUGCCGAGUCCCGGCUGCCCGGCUGGAUAUCGGAGCGCGAUUGGAGGGAGGCCGGCUCAUCUUCGGGCUCCAGUCGAAACUCCUUCGAGAGGUUAGAUCCGGGCAACAAACCCUCCGACACGGCGCGAACGCAACGAGGGAUGGACACGGCGCCAGGCGCCGCUUCAGGGAUUCAUCGCCCGCGCCGCUCGCACGAAAACGACGCGUCCCGGCGAAGUCAAGCGGAAGCUGUUCGGAGCAUGAGGAAUGUAGAACCUGCGGCGGAAGAGGACCAGGUAGUGCCGAACGUCGUUAUUUACGAAGACGAGGACGACCAGCUAGUUGUGGGUGAGCAGCUGGUGCCGACAGCGACCCCCGAUGUGGCUGCUGCUUGACGCUCCUAUGGCGGUUGACGCUGCGUGGUUCGGUGAAAUAGCGCGCUCCGCUUCCAUGCCAGAACAAAAUGACUAGGAUUGGCCUUGCAUAGAGUUGAGCAACACGGCUACACUGUAAAAUAAUUUACACGCUUA
This is a messenger RNA of Dermacentor andersoni, 929 nucleotides long. RefSeq lists its product as uncharacterized. NCBI's taxonomy places the organism in Eukaryota, Metazoa, Arthropoda, Arachnida, Ixodida, Ixodidae. The record is from RefSeq and is a predicted model, not a curated record.